GAUAUUUUGGUGAAAUAUGCAGAGCCAGAGAGGUGUGGUGAGUCGCAGAGAAGAGAAGAGAAGAGGCACCAAACAGACGAACAAAUCGCAGCAGAAAAGCCCAUAAUCUCACUCGAAAUUGCACAAGAGGAAUUAUAUUGGUUUCUUGUGCUGGUGUUUGGAAGUCAGUUUCAACUCCGGCAGAUGGAAUACCACUAUUUAAGAGACUGAGGAGCAAAAAGCCUUGUUUUGUACUCUGCAAAGGCGUUGAAUAGUUGAGGUGGCUCCUACAAUGGUGCAAAGUAUGUCAAUAAACACUUUAGUGACUUCUAGAUGCAGUGUUGUUUGUGGAUCAAAUGAUGAAUGGAGGAGAAAUUUUGGUCAAGUGAAGGAACUCCAUAUCCUUCCUGGGCGUGGAAGUUUGUGCCUUUGUUCUUACGGUGGAAGAACCACGUCCUUUGGAGCACCAUGUGGCAUAUCUCGGCCUAGAAGUUUGAGAGUUCAAGCUGGAUGGCUAUUUAAAGGAAGUGAUAAGGGAUCAGAAUUUGAUGCAAGCAGUGAGCAUAGUGAAAGCGCCAAUGAGGAUAUUCUGAUGUUUUUCUUUGAGCUGGACUUGGCAACCCGAGUACAGUACGCCUUGAAUUUGGAGCAGUAUGACAUUGCCCAGCAACUGAGGAACAAGUUGACUGAGGUCGAAUCAGAAGUUAUCAGGCUCCGAGAAAACAGAAGGGGAUCAGCAUCCAAAAGCGAAGCUCAAGAUAUGGCUAUAAGCAUCUUACGUCUACGCGCAGACCUGCAGAACGCCGUUCAGAGUGAGAAUUACAGUUUGGCUGCCGAGCUACGGGAUGAAAUUUCCAAACUUGAAGCAAAGUCUUUGGCUGCAUCAGUAAAAGCGCAAGCAUAUGAAAAUGCCCAAUAUGCUUUUCGUUUAGGCCAGAAAGUGAAGCAUAAGAAAUUUGGAUAUCGAGCUGUUAUUUGCGGCAUGGACCCAGUGUGUUGUGAGUCAAAGACAUGGAUGGAUCGUGCAAAUGUAGAAAAAUUGACUCGUGGUCCUGAUCAACCCUUUUAUCAGGUGUUAGUUGACAUGCAUGAAGACCCCAACCUCUUAGUGGCAUAUGUUCCUGAGGAAAAUUUACAGGCACCUGACAAACAAGACACGGAUAGGUUUGAUCAUCCCUAUGCUUCCUUCUUGUUUUAUGGAAUGGAUGCUGCCGGAGACUUCAUCCCAAUCAAACAGCUGCGCGAGAAAUAUAGCCAACCCCGGCAUGAACUUCCCUAUGAUCCACUUGACGAAGAAGAUGGAAAAGAUGCGUAAUAGUUUGAGGCCUCUAUUUCUUCCAUGGCGUGUUGGGAUGAGGAUUUGAAGAGCAUAAGAUGCAUCAUGCAAUCUUGUUGCAUGUUUCUCAGUUUUGCUUACAGAAGUUUGAUCCCAUUUAUUGGAUUUUUAGAGUACAUGUAAUAACUGUCGCUGUGUAGACAAAGUAUCUUUUGCUUCUUAUUUGAUCCUUGGACAUGAUUCUUGUCCGGAUUUGCCUCUUAAAAGGAGCUAUAUAUGAUUAGCAUAUGUAUACUGUUCUUCAUGUGUAUC
Sesamum indicum (sesame) is the source of this 1567-nucleotide messenger RNA. RefSeq names its product uvrB/uvrC motif-containing protein. Gene Ontology annotation, molecular function: protein binding; DNA binding. NCBI's taxonomy places the organism in Eukaryota, Viridiplantae, Streptophyta, Magnoliopsida, Lamiales, Pedaliaceae. The record is from RefSeq and is a predicted model, not a curated record.